Messenger RNA from Pteropus alecto (black flying fox), 5035 nucleotides. It is a transcript of the gene DUSP16, whose product is annotated as dual specificity phosphatase 16. Gene Ontology annotation, molecular function: MAP kinase tyrosine/serine/threonine phosphatase activity; protein tyrosine/threonine phosphatase activity. The record is from RefSeq and is a predicted model, not a curated record. The transcript has 7 exons. Gene Ontology annotation, cellular component: nucleus; cytoplasm. Gene Ontology annotation, biological process: negative regulation of MAPK cascade; protein dephosphorylation. The coding region runs from base 525 to 2513 and encodes 662 amino acids. Lineage: Eukaryota; Metazoa; Chordata; Mammalia; Chiroptera; Pteropodidae.
UUUCAUAUUUUGUGUUUUAUCCUCAGAACAAGACAUGAGUUAUCCAUUUUACAGAUGAGGAAACUGAGAUCUUAGAGACAUUAAAUAAUUCAUCCAAAUCCCAAAGCAAAUAAGAAGUGGUGCUAGAACUGGAGUGAGAUCUUCUGAUUCAUUUUCAGGCUUUUCAGUCCAGUGUCAAGCUGUUGGAGCGAGGGAGCAAAGGUAAAGAAUGAUGUAAUGCACUGGCUGCCCCAAAGCAUCUUUUGUUGUGGAAUGGUUAUUUCAGUCAUCUCUUUAUGAAUCAAAUGUGAGGGGCUGCUUUGUGGAAGGAGUCCUUUGCAAGAGCACAUCAACGGGAAAGAAAAAGAGACAUUCACUUGGAGGGCUCUUGCUGAAAAUGGGUUUAACUCUCCUUUUGCCAGUCACCACCAGCCUGACCUCAUACAUUUUUAGUACAAUGGAGUGGCUGAGCCUUUGAGCACACCACCAUUACAUCAUCGUGGCAAAUUAAAGGAGGAGGUGGGAAAAGAGAACUUAUUGUUGUCAUGGCCCAUGAGAUGAUUGGAACUCAAAUUGUUACUGAGAGGUUGGUGGCUCUGCUGGAAAGUGGAACGGAAAAAGUGCUGCUAAUUGAUAGCCGGCCAUUUGUGGAAUACAAUACCUCCCACAUUUUGGAAGCCAUUAAUAUCAACUGUUCCAAGCUUAUGAAGCGAAGAUUGCAACAGGACAAAGUGUUAAUUACAGAACUCAUCCAGCAUUCAGCAAAACAUAAGGUUGACAUUGAUUGCAGUCAGAGGGUUGUAGUUUAUGAUCAAAGCUCCCAAGAUAUUGCCUCUCUGUCUUCAGACUGUUUUCUCACUGUACUUCUGGGUAAACUGGAGAAGAGCUUCAGCUCCGUUCACCUGCUUGCAGGUGGAUUUGCUGAGUUCUCCCGUUGUUUCCCUGGCCUUUGUGAAGGAAAAUCCACUCUAGUUCCUACCUGCAUUUCUCAGCCUUGCUUACCUGUUGCCAACAUUGGGCCAACUCGAAUUCUUCCCAAUCUUUAUCUUGGCUGCCAGCGAGACGUCCUCAACAAGGAGCUGAUGCAACAGAAUGGGAUUGGUUAUGUGUUAAAUGCCAGCAAUACCUGCCCAAAGCCUGACUUCAUCCCUGAGUCUCACUUCCUGCGAGUGCCUGUGAAUGAUAGCUUCUGUGAGAAAAUCUUGCCAUGGUUGGACAAAUCUGUAGAUUUCAUUGAGAAAGCAAAGGCCUCCAAUGGAUGUGUCCUGGUGCACUGUUUGGCUGGGAUCUCUCGCUCCGCCACCAUUGCUAUUGCCUACAUCAUGAAGAGGAUGGACAUGUCCUUAGAUGAAGCUUACAGAUUUGUGAAAGAAAAAAGACCUACUAUAUCUCCAAACUUCAAUUUUCUGGGCCAGCUGCUGGACUAUGAGAAGAAGAUUAAGAACCAGACUGGAGCAUCAGGGCCAAAGAGCAAACUCAAGCUGCUGCACUUGGAGAAGCCAAAUGAACCUGUCCCUGCAGUCUCAGAGGGUGGACAGAAAAGCGAGAUGUCCCUCAGUCCACCCUGUGCCAACUCUGCUACCUCAGAGGCAGCAGGGCAAAGGCCUGUGCAUGCUGCCAGUGUGCCCAGCGUUCAGCCAUCACUGUUAGAGGACAGCCCACUGGUACAGGCGCUCAACGGGCUCCACCUGUCCUCAGACAAGCUGGAAGACAGCAAUAAGCUCAAGCGUUCCUUCUCUCUGGACAUCAAAUCAGUUUCGUACUCGGCCAGUAUGGCAGCAUCCUUGCAUGGUUUCUCAUCAGAAGAUGCUCUGGACUACUACAAACCUUCCACGACUCUGGAUGGGCCCAACAAGCUAUGCCAGUUCUCUCCGGUUGAGGAAGUAUCAGAGCAGACUCCAGAAACCAGCCCAGAUAAGGAGGAAGUCACCAUCCCUAAGAAGCCUCAGACUACCAGGCCUUCAGACAGCCAGAACAAGCGAUUACAUUCAGUAAGAACCAGCAACAGUGGUGCCACCCAAAGGUCCCUCUUAUCUCCACUGCAUCGAAGUGGGAGUGUGGAGGACAACUACCAUACCAACUUCCUUUUUGGCCUUUCCACCAGCCAGCAACACCUCGCAAAGUCUGCCGCUGGGCUGGGGCUCAAGGGCUGGCACUCAGAUAUCUUGGCUCCCCAGACCUCCACCCCUUCCUUGACCAAUAGCUGGUAUUUUGCCACGGAGUCCUCUCACUUCUACUCCGCCUCAGCCAUCUACGGAGGCAAUGCCAGUUACUCUGCCUAUAGCUGUAGCCAACUGCCCACUUGCAGUGACCAGCUCUAUUCUGUGCGCAGACGGCAGAAGCCAAGUGACAGAGCUGACUCCCGGCGGAGCUGGCAUGAAGAGAGCCCCUUUGAAAAGCAGUUUAAACGCAGAAGCUGCCAGAUGGAAUUUGGAGAGAGCAUCAUGUCAGAGAACAGAUCGCGGGAAGAACUGGGGAAAGUGGGUAGCCAGUCUAGCUUUUCAGGCAGCAUGGAGAUCAUUGAGGUCUCCUGAGAAGAAAGACACUUGUGACUUCUAUUGAGUUUUUUUCUCAUUCACAAAAAAAUAUUCCCUGUAAAUCUGAAAUAUAUAUAUGUACAUACAUAUAUAUUUUGGAAAAUGGAGCUAUGGUGUAAAAGCAAAGAUGGAUCAACACAGUUGUUCUCAACAUCUGCAUUUGAGAGAUCAGCUCGUAUUUCUCUCAACAAAAGUAGAAGGGUAGAUGCCAGAUUUCCCCCUAGACAGAUGAAAUAAUUUUAUGCCUUGAAUUGCACAUCCUCUCGUUCUUACUAAACAAGUUUUAUUUGGUGUUGGAGGACAAAAUCCCCUGCCAUUUUCAUGUUGUACUACAGAGAUCUCGAAUACUAGCCUUUCUCCCGUCCUUCUGUAGUGCACCUUAGCGCUGAGACUGAGCCAGCUUGUGGGUCGGGCAGGUAGACCCUGCUAGGGACGGAACCUAAUGGUGGUAAAUCCAAGGGAAAUGAUCUGAUUCACAGCUCUGAGCUCACCGGACAGCAGAGUAAUUCGAGUAUCAUUCUCCUGCUUAGACCAUUAGGGGCCUUUCCAAGAUCUACUUUAGAGCAAACCCAGUACCUCAGACAGUUGGGGCUUUCACCACUACCAUGUCUGGUAGCCCGUUUUCUCAGCAUUGUGAGUAGGUAGGUAGCUAGUCACACUUUUCAGACCAAUUCAAACUGUCUAUGCACAAAUUUCCAGUUGGGCCUGGUUAGAGAUAAUUUUUUCUUCUCAGCUUCAGAAGAAAGAAGGGAAACCAGCUAGGAUUCAGUGUAACAGCCAAUAAUCUGGCAUCAUAAUUAUUUAAGCUCAGGUUGGGAGGCUAUAAAAGUCUACUUCCCUCCUUAUCAAAGAAUUGUUCAAAAUGGGAUUAUUAAUCCUUUAAAUAAAGAUUAACUUGGUUUAAAGCCAGAUGUGAAUUUACUUGGGUUGGUAGCAGAGCAGCAGCACCUUCAUUUUGUAAAAAUGUAACAAUAAGUUUGAAUUUAUAGGAAUCUACCAAGAAGGAGAAAAACUAUGGAAAGAUUAGUUUGUAAAAUUGUUGAGAAGCAGGAAACUUAUUUCUCAAGGUUUUUUCCCCUUAGCAUGUGAUGAGGGUGGUAUUUCUAUAAUUUCCUUAGACUUUCAGAUUUACUAAUAGGGCUGAGAGAGGCUUUAGUAAGCAAGGAAUGUACAGAAUUAAACACUAUAGGAAGGUGAGGAGAGGAGGCUGAAUUUUGUUUCAUUGUGAGCAGAGUGGAAAGCCACAGCCAAGCUAUUCUCAGAAAACAUCCCCAGCAUUUUUUUAGUAGAAGGGACAUAGCAAAACAGAGUGGGAUUAAGGUGGUCUCUCAGUCCUUAACCUAUAGUCACUGUAUGGAAUCAGUCCUGGCAGCUGAAAAUAGGAGGUGAUUAGAACAAGUACACAAAUGAUAGUACAUAUCUGCUUUUUAACUUCCUGGCGUGGGUUUUGUCAAGUACAGUGUGGCCCUCUUCUGAAGCCUUAAUUCACGUCAGCAGCUUUUUUGAGGGGUGGGGGGUGUUAUAUUGUCCUUUACUGUAAGUGUAGCUAGUUGUUGACUCAUAUCUCAGGUUUUUCUGUUUGAGAAAUGGACAGUCCUUUGACUAGGAUGUGACUUAAUGUUUCCUAUGGUGACUGCUAAAACCAGCAUAGAAUGACAUGAUUCAAAAUUGACUUGAUCAUGACAAUUAUCUGCUUCACAUAACAUAACUGGUCAUGCACGGAUAAUGGUCUAUGAUAUGGGUUUAAAAUGAAGGAAGAAAAAGUAAACUGCAUAGGGAGUGCAUUGUUACCAUAUUGAAAAAAUUCUGUUAAAUGAUCUGAGUUUUUCUUUGUACAUUUAAAUUUUGGAUGUAAUCAGACAUUCUCAAGGUUUCACAGUAAUUUUUGAUGUGUUGUGUAGACACACACCAACACUGCUUUCAGAGUUUGGUCACACUGUUAAACAUUUUUAAGAAAUGGAAGCAAUAGCUUCAAUGUUAAAUAUGUUUCAAGGGAGUUGGGGGACUUGGUUUAGACAAGAUAUUUGGGAAGAAAUUUGCCUUCCAUCAUUUGAGAUUUCUCUUGGCCAUGGGUCCCCUUCCUUCCUGUGAUGUAGUCAUACACUACAGCCUUUAGUCCUUGAUUGCUAACGUCAAAUAAUCAGUUCUUGGAAUCAAGACUACCAUACUGAAGGGGCAGCCGCAGAGGCAAUCCCUGGAGCUGCUUGGGUGUCUCCAGGUGGCAUGGUGGCUGGGUCUCUUCAGCGCGUCAUUGUAGGGGAAGCCCUGGAAUCUACUAGGAUGAUACAGAAUGAUGAUUUUAAAGAGCAAAACCUAGACUUCUAUGUGAGAAAUGCUGGAAAAUGGUUUAAGACAUUUGUAAAGUUAGGUAGAAAGACUGUAUAAAUGUUUAAUAUGAAUAUAGUGUUGUUUUGGAGUAAGGCAAGCUGUUGAAUGGUUAAAUUGUGCAUUUCUCAUGAUGUGUCAUGUGUGUUAAUAUGAUAAAAUAAAAUCAAAACUGGUACCUGUUUAUACAUAAA